Molecule: messenger RNA, 1501 nt
Organism: Dioscorea cayenensis subsp. rotundata (Guinea yam)
Lineage: Eukaryota; Viridiplantae; Streptophyta; Magnoliopsida; Dioscoreales; Dioscoreaceae
Exons: 6
Coding region: 239-892 (217 amino acids)
Source: RefSeq, a predicted model, not a curated record
GUUUCGGCUCCUGCGAUUUUUAGGGUUUUAAGAAAAUUUUUUAGGGUUUUAUCAGAGCACUUUGGGAGGAAAUCCGAUGGCUGGGAUGGAAAUUCCGCAGGAGCUUCAGCGAUUUCUUGAGGUUUGAUUCAUCUUCCUCCUUCUCUCGUUGUCUGUCUCUCUGGGGUUCGUUGUGGGUGUGGGUGAAGAAGAGAAUGGGGGAUUUGCUUGCGGAGCUGGAGCAUCUACUCCGAUCGGGAUGACAAGGGAGGAGGCUAUGUUCUUCAAGGAAUGCAAGGAUAGAGCUAUCAAGGAUUUCACUGUUGGUGCUUGUGCUUCUUCAGCCAUUGCCUGGAUCGCAUCUAGAAGCUUGGUUCCUUGGCAUAGGUUUAGCCUUUCAGCUGGUUCUGGUAUGCUGGCAGGAAUGUGGAGGUUUAAUCAUUCAUUGGAUGCUUGUGUGGAUAAAAUUCUAGGGCGUGAUUGGGAUCGCAUGAAGUUGGGUUUGGCAGGCAUAAUCAUGAAGAGGCAUAUGUAUAAUCCAUCACGUGUGAAACUUUUAAGUAAACAUAUGUACCCAGAGGAGGUAUUCAAUGACUUGAAUCCUGAUCGUGCUUUCACAUUAUGGCGGUUCCGGAACAUGUAUGCAGAGGGAAAUGAUGUUCAAAAGUUCCAAUACAGUAAAGUCGAAAAUUAUAAAAACUCCACCGCAAAGGAGCAGCCCAAGCAAAUCAUCAGCAGCCAGGGUAGUGAGAUGAUCGCAGAUCCUCUGGAUUGCAUCUUUGGUGAUUUGGAAAGUGGCAAGGAAAUCUCUCAUUCAAACAAUGUCAGCAAGCGAUCUAGAAGAAGACUACGUGGCCAUAAGAGAGCUCAUCGCCAUUACCAUCAUCAUCAUCGUGAGGCUAACCAAAUGUAAAAUUUAUGGUAGAAGGCAUAAAAGAGAUCAUGUUUGUCAUCCAAAAACCAAAUAUUUAUAAUCUAAAUCUAUAAUGUGUUUUGUCGGUUUUAUCUUUGUCUUUGUCUAGGAAUAUUCCUCAUUGUCUUUCAAUUUCUCAUGUCUCAUAUGGUGUGCUACUUCUGCUGAUUGUUUUACAAGGGAAGUACCCGAUGGUACUGAGGAAAUUCUGAAUUAACUAAGAAAAAAAGCCUGAUAUUUUGUGAAAUCCCCAAAUAUUCUGAAUUUUAAAUCUUGAGAUAUGUGUGAAGGUUCAAGGUGAAUCACGGAUUUUGCCAUGCAUUUAAAGAUCUUUAUGGGUUGUGAAAUACUUACUGGAAGAGAAGACGGGGCUUGUUUAAGUGCAACCAAAGCUACAGUAGAGAGGGAGAAGUGAUGAGAUGAUAUUAGCAUAUGGUUAGAUACAGUAGAAUUUUAGUUGUAUUGUAUUUAUAAAUUUUUGUAAUUUUGUAUUUGAAGAUACAAGAAAGUGUCUUGUUUGAUGUAUUUGGAGUGCUAGAUUAUCGGACUUUGUGCUUGGUGAGAGAGAGUUUUAGAUUUGAAUUUGAUAAACAUAUAUUUAAUGGUGAA